Messenger RNA from Xyrauchen texanus (razorback sucker), 853 nucleotides. RefSeq names its product proteasome subunit beta type-3-like. The coding region runs from base 129 to 746 and encodes 205 amino acids. Lineage: Eukaryota; Metazoa; Chordata; Actinopteri; Cypriniformes; Catostomidae. The record is from RefSeq and is a predicted model, not a curated record. The transcript is spliced from 6 exons. Gene Ontology annotation, biological process: proteasome-mediated ubiquitin-dependent protein catabolic process. Gene Ontology annotation, cellular component: proteasome core complex; proteasome core complex, beta-subunit complex.
GGCAUUUUACAUGAUGGAAAUGACGUCACAAGCAGGAACAACUAGCAUCGCUAGAAAGAAACUGUGCAGUCACCGCGUGUGUCUGAUCUAUCUAAUCAAUAACUCGAACCUGUUUUACUUCUGUCAUCAUGUCUAUUAUGUCAUAUAAUGGAGGUGCUGUCAUGGCCAUGCGUGGAAAGGACUGUGUUGCGAUCGCAUCAGACCGGAGGUUUGGGAUCCAGGCACAGAUGGUUACCACUGACUUUCAGAAAAUGUUCCCCAUGGGAGACAGACUCUACAUCGGGCUGGCAGGCCUGGCCACAGAUGUGCAGACCGUAUCUCAAAGGCUGAAGUUUCGCUUGAACCUGUAUGAGCUGAAGGAAGGUCGCCAGAUCAAACCAAAGACCUUCAUGAGCAUGGUGUCUAACCUUCUGUACGAGAAGAGGUUUGGACCUUACUACAUUGAGCCUGUUAUUGCUGGUCUGGACCCAAAGACCUCGGAACCCUUCAUCUGCUCCCUUGAUCUUAUUGGAUGCCCCAUGGUAACAGAAGACUUUGUUGUUAGCGGUACUUGCUCGGAGCAGAUGUACGGCAUGUGUGAGUCGCUUUGGGAGCCUGACAUGGAACCAGAAGAUUUGUUUGAGACCAUCUCACAGGCCAUGCUGAACGCCGUCGACAGAGAUGCAGUGUCUGGAAUGGGAGUCGUUGUUCAUGUCAUUGAGAAGGAUAAGAUCACCACACGCACACUGAAGGCCAGAAUGGACUAGAGAAACUACUGCUGCAUUUCUUCUACAACCUUCUUUGUACUGAAAUAGAAUUUGCCUCUUGUCACAUUUGUCCUCAUUGAGAUUGAAUUGUACAAUAAAUGUUUCUG